Molecule: messenger RNA, 171 nt
Organism: Tremella mesenterica DSM 1558
Lineage: Eukaryota; Fungi; Basidiomycota; Tremellomycetes; Tremellales; Tremellaceae
Exons: 1
Coding region: 1-171 (56 amino acids)
Source: RefSeq, a predicted model, not a curated record
AUGAACUGGAUAAAGGUGUUUGACGAAGAUGAGGUGGGAGAUGAGCGAGAUAAGGAUUUUCACGUAUCGUCGUAUUAUUGGAAGCUUGUGAUAGAGUUUGAGAGUCUGAUGGUGGUGGAGGGAUCGAAGAUGUUGGAGGUGGUGGAGGUGCUGAGGAAGUUGGGGGAGUAG